This is a messenger RNA of Epinephelus moara (kelp grouper), 1952 nucleotides long. RefSeq names its product gastrula zinc finger protein XlCGF57.1-like. The transcript has 3 exons. The coding region runs from base 1 to 1578 and encodes 525 amino acids. NCBI's taxonomy places the organism in Eukaryota, Metazoa, Chordata, Actinopteri, Perciformes, Serranidae. The record is from RefSeq and is a predicted model, not a curated record. Gene Ontology annotation, cellular component: nucleus.
AUGAUCCCAGAGAGACUGCUAUGGAAUAGAGAGACUGAAAACACACAGGAUUGGACAUUUGAGGACGUCCAGCAGCUGUUGGUGGUUAAAGAAGAGGUUCCCCCUGAGCAGCAGGAGUGGAGCUCCAAUGUGGACCAGGAGGACCCAGAGCCUCCACACAUUAAAGAGGACCAGGAGGACCCAGAGCCUCCACACAUUAAAGAGGAACAGGAGUUCACAUCCACUCCUGUCCCUGUGAAGAGUGAAGAUGAUGAGGAGGAACCUCAGUCCUCACAGCUUCAUCAAAGACACACUGAACAGUUGGAAACAGGAGCUGAUGGAGAGGACUGUGGAGGACCAGAACCAGCCAGGAACUCAGAUCCAGAUACACAUUUACAACCUGAGACUGAUGACAGUGAUGAUUGGACAGAGACCAGAGAAUAUCAGUCAGGUUUAAAAUCUCUGAAAAGUGUUGAGGACACUGUCAGUGGCAGAACUGGUGAGAAACCACUUAGCUGCUUUGAGUGUGGGAAAGGAUUUGGCAAUCUUCAAAUUCUGAAAGUACACAUGAGAAUUCAUACUGGAGAGAAACCAUUCAGCUGCUUUGAGUGUGGGAAAAGAUUUAGUCAAAGAGGUAAUCUGCAGCGACAUUUGAGAUCUCAUACAGGAGAGAAACCUUUCAGCUGCUCUGAGUGUGGGCAAAGAUUUUACCGCAAGACACAUCUGCAGGACCACAUAAAAUAUCAUACAGGAGAAAAGCCUUUUAGCUGCCCAGUUUGUGCGAGAUAUUUUAUGGAGAGUGGAAAUUUACAGUCACACAUGAGAAUUCAUACAGGAGAGAAACCUUUCAGCUGCUCUGAGUGUGAUAAAAGAUUCCUUCGCAAGCAAACCUUAGAACAUCACAUGAGAACCCACACAGGAGAGAAACCUUACACCUGCUCAGUUUGUAAAAAACAUUUUUCAAGGAGUGGAAAUUUACACUCACACAUGAGAAUCCACACUGGAGAGAAACCCUUCAGCUGCUCUGAGUGUGAUAAAAGAUUCCUUCGCAAGCAAACCUUAGAACAUCACAUGAGAACCCACACAGGAGAGAAACCCUUCAGCUGCUCUGAGUGUGAUAAAAGAUUCCUUCGCAAGGAAACCUUAGAACAUCACAUGAGAACCCACACUGGAGAGAAACCUUACACCUGCUCAGUUUGUAAAAAACAUUUUUCAGGGAGUGGAAAUUUACACUCACACAUGAGAAUCCACACUGGAGAGAAACCCUUCAGUUGCUCCGUUUGUCAAAAAAGUUUUUCAAAGAGUGGAAAUUUACAUGAACACAUGAGAACUCAUACAGGAGAGAAACCUUACAGCUGCAGUGUCUGUCAGCAAAGAUUCACUUGGCCUCACCAACUCAGAAACCAUCAGUGUGUUGGUUGUCAGUCCUCACAGCCUCAUCAAAGUGAAAUGGAGGAGAACAGAGAGGCAGAGCCUCCAGCCAGCAGCUCAGCUGAACAGAUGGAAACAGAAGCUGAUGGAGAGAACUGUGGAGGACCAGAACCAGCCAGGAACCCAGAUCCAGAUACACAUUUACAACCUGAGACUGAACACUGGUGAUGAGUGGAAAAAGGCCUGUAAUUUCUGUCAAACUUCUGGGCUUUUAUUUUGAAGCUCUGCAACUCAUCUGACCCGGAAGCUGUGUUUGUCACAGGCCAACGUCACCGCAGCUUGGACAAGAUGGCGUCCAGCAGAACUAAGUGUUAGCAGAGUGUCUUUGUUGUGUUUUUAAAGUGUGAACAUGUCUAAAGUCCAAAUGCUGAGAUCGUUGGUGAAGCAGCGACUAACUGCGGCUGCUGAAGAGAUAUUUGGGCUGUUUGAAAGAACGAUAGCAGAGUACGAGGAGGAACUUUGUCGAUCAAAAGAGGAGAACGAGCGACAACGGAGACUACUGGACGCUGUUUUCAACCCUCAGUUUCAGUUAAACGAAGGAG